AUGCACUUCAAGUUCUCUUACUUGUCAAUUGCCGCCCUAGUCGUAGCUGCCCUUGCAGCUCCUGUGGCUGAGGUAAAGCGUGACGUGAACAAUAAAGACAUCCUCAUUGGUUUAAGUCUGGCUGGUAGUGCCAGUGUUACCAAGCGUGAUGCUGCACCUGAGCACUAUACCGUCAAAAUUGGCCCUGAUGGUGCUGUCAGCUUCGGAAAACGUGAUACAGAUGAAGCAGAUCUCAGUAUCAGCAUAAAUUCCCCGGCUGAAGCGAGUGUGUCUAAGCGAGACACAGAUGAAGCAGAUAUCACUAUCAGCAUCAAUGCCCCUGCUGGAGCGAGUGUGUCUAAGCGCGAUACAGAUGGAGAAGAUCUGGAUAUUGGUGUUGAUGCUGGUGGCAGUGUUACUAUUACUACCUAG
Messenger RNA from Penicillium malachiteum, 411 nucleotides. RefSeq lists its product as uncharacterized. NCBI's taxonomy places the organism in Eukaryota, Fungi, Ascomycota, Eurotiomycetes, Eurotiales, Aspergillaceae. The transcript has a single exon. The coding region runs from base 1 to 411 and encodes 136 amino acids. The record is from RefSeq and is a predicted model, not a curated record.